This is a messenger RNA of Lingula anatina, 1711 nucleotides long. RefSeq lists its product as uncharacterized. The record is from RefSeq and is a predicted model, not a curated record. NCBI's taxonomy places the organism in Eukaryota, Metazoa, Brachiopoda, Lingulata, Lingulida, Lingulidae.
CACAGGUGCGCAUGAACAGGGGACUGGACAAAAGGCUGACCUCAGCUGGACAGAGAGGCCACUGAAGCGAGACACUGUUCACUAUGUCCGUCAGUCUUCCGGCGUUGGUGCUUGGCAUUUUUCUAUCCAUGGCGGGCCAAAAGUGGAAUCAAGCGUCAAAAAUCGCCGUGAAUUUUGACUGCGCAGUGAUGGCGGCAUUCGUAUCCUACAAAGCUAGUUCCGGGACAUUUAACCCCACCGAGGGGCGUAUCUACGUUGACGGUUAUUACGAUGAUGUUGACUGCUUCAGAGACUUCCCACCUUGGGAUCUCAACAUUAUAUUUGGCACGUGUGGAGUUAAAGAGGAUGUCAAUUUCACGGUAAUUUUUCUCCAUGAUAAGGACUACUUUCUGGGUACCAUCGACGAAGCACAGGUUUUCAAUUGCAAAUCGCACGCAUUUCAAACGUCUCUUCGCAACGUCACGGCUUAUGUGCCCGCUGGCGAGAUAAUACCCAUCAUUGGUCAAGUAGCGACUGUCCCAGGAUACAACGUGACUGUUACCAUGGUUUUAAAGAGAACAAAUGGCGACUCAGUUAUUGGCGUUAACAGCCAGCCAGUAAAAUUGGGACAGAACGUUACCAUGGAACUGAACGUGACUAAAAACGACAGAAUCAAAAUUAAAGCUUCACACUGCUGGGCGGCGGGUAUCAUUAAGAACAAUACAUGGAAACAUCUGGAUUUGGUCACAGGGGGUUGCCCCGCAGUUCAGUUCUUCAGCGGGUUCACCCAGGACCCCGUGGACAAUCACCUGACAGCAACGUUCCCAAUGUUUCUGAUCACACCUCGCCAUGACACCAACAGGUCCACCGGGUUCUUCUGCACCGUCACGGCAUGCAGCGUGAACAACGAAGACCCAGAAUGUACUCCGUCCGCGUGUCCGGGAGACGGCCCAGGGUGGGGUAGACGAAGGAAAAGGUGGGCCAGAGAUAUAGACGAUCUUCUCGGAUCGUUCAGUCAUGUUGCUUUGGGUUAUUUCGUCGAUGUUAUAGUGGAGUCGGAUGCUGCCAAAAUGCCCUACAACUUUUCGUUUGCCAACAAAACAACGUCUUCUCCGAAAGAUAAAACGUGCUUCUCCCCCAUUGUUUUCACCGUCGUACUCAGUAUGAUGAUUCUCGUUCUUGUCGUCAUGUGUGCACUUUCCUCUGGUUUUGUUGUGUAUGUUAAACAGGACAGAAACCACCGAAGAGAAAUUCGCGCACAGCAGCGGCAGGGGCCAACGAAAACUGAACUUAGAAAUAAGCCAGAGCCCGGGUCUCCAGGCACAUUUAUCCGAUGUCGCCAGAACAGUCUCACCCAAGUCACCUACUGCACUAGUACCUUGGAGUCUCGCCCUGGGGAGGCAGAACUAUGAUGCUUGUAUACCAUUUUUGUCGGUUAUUGUUCAACAUCUAAACAUGGUCCUCAGAGGUCCCCUGUUGUAGUGGUUUAUUUAGUGGUUUAUUUAUGAAAGUAGUACAUUAAUAACAAAAAUAACUUCUAUCCGUUAUAAUGUCAAACUGAACUGUGACAGAUUAAUCUAAUAACCAAGUUUCCAUACAACCAACGGGAAUUUCAAGGGUCCUAAAAUAAAGUAAUAAUGAUCUGAGGCAGCACUAGCCGUUCCCUUUGUUAUAGAAAACAAGCACCAUGUUAUUUAAGUGGCAGAGCACUUAUUAAUAAUAUAUUGGCACA